Molecule: messenger RNA, 3873 nt
Organism: Ricinus communis (castor bean)
Lineage: Eukaryota; Viridiplantae; Streptophyta; Magnoliopsida; Malpighiales; Euphorbiaceae
Product: pentatricopeptide repeat-containing protein At1g09900
Exons: 4
Coding region: 434-2959 (841 amino acids)
Molecular function (GO): protein binding
Source: RefSeq, a predicted model, not a curated record
CCGUGACCAAUACUAAACUUAAAGUACAGUUAAUGAAUAUAAAAAUUGGUUAGAUUUUUAAAAAUAGGCAACGAACCGAACCGUUAUCAGCUCACCCCUGUUGCUUACAGAAUGUAAAGCCAAAAACCCGGGCGAGCCUCCCUCCCUCCCUCUUCCUCCCGGCUACAUGGGCGAAGGCAACAAAAAAGCAAAAAAGAAAAAAAAAAAAAGAAGUUCUAUGGUUCUCUGUGAGUAUUUUUAACAGUCGAUGGCAAGAGAAGAGAAGACCCAGUUGAGCUAUUUCAAACAAUCUUGAGAAUCAGCUUCAGGUAAGUCUAAAACAAGUCCAUACUGUAUGCCGAUCUCAACCAGAAGCUCACAAUCCCUUCUUCUUCUUUUUUCUUUCCUGUACUUCUAUUUAUCACUGUCCAAAUCAAUUUGAUAUAGUAUUGAAAUGUCAUUUAGCUUUAAAUCUUACCCCACAAUUCGAAAAGCCAUUGCUAAUCCUCAAAAUUCCGAGACUUUAUUUCAGUUUCGUGCGUGUAUGAAUGGUAUUGAGUUUGUUUCUGUUGGAAAAGGUCAUAUUAGACGCACAUGUAUUUGUUUGGCUCACCCAUAUGCUUAUAUUUUGUUUAAUUCAUUUUUCUCUUCAUUAUCUUCGAGAAAUAUUUAUCCUAGUUCUUCUUUAAAUGUUACUUUCAAUACCCAUGAUCGAGAAAGAGAUGAGUCUUAUCAUAGGAGCUAUGGGUUUAGCAAAUCGAGACAAAUGGGUGUUGAUGAUGGUGAGUGCAAAACAAUCAUUAGCCCUGAAAUUGAUGGUUUUGAUGAAAUUGAAGAAGAUGACGAAGAUGAAGGAGAAGGUAGUGACAGUGAUGUUGAUGACAGUGUUUUCAUGGCUUUGAAUUCUGUUAGUAGAAAUUGUGGUCAAAAGGAGGAUAUCUGGAGAAUUGAAAUAGAGGAAGAAGAAUUUCGACACCCUUUGGUUAGAGAAGUUUGUAGGUUAAUUGAACGUAGGUCAGCUUGGAAUGCUAAGCUUGAAGGGGACCUGAGGCGGUUACUAAGAAGCCUCAAGCCUCGACAAGUUUGUGCUGUUUUGCAGUUACAAUCUGAUGAAAGAAUUGCUUUAGAUUUUUUCUAUUGGGCUGGCCGUCAAUGGCGAUACCGGCAUGAUCCAAUUGUGUAUUAUAUGAUGCUUCAGGUUCUCAGUAAAACUAAGUUAUGUCAAGGAGCUAGGAGGGUUCUUCGGCUGAUGGUACGUAGGGGAAUAGCUCGUCGGCCUGAAGCUUUUGCUCAUGUAAUGGUAUCAUAUAGUCGUGCAGGGAAGUUGAGGAAUGCAAUGCAGGUCUUGACCAUGAUGCAGAAAGCAGGUGUUGAGCCUAAUCUGUUGAUAUGUAAUACUGCCAUUCAUGUUUUGGUAAUGGCAAAUAAAUUGGAGAAGGCGUUGAGAUUUUUGGAGAGGAUGCAACUUGUUGGAAUCACACCAAAUGUUGUCACUUAUAACUGUUUGAUCAAGGGAUACUGCGACCUUUAUCAGGUGGAACAUGCAAUGGAGCUAAUUGCGGAAAUGCCUUUCAAGGGAUGCCCCCCAGAUAAAGUUAGUUAUUAUACUGUGAUGGGUUUUCUCUGCAAGGACAAGAGGAUUAAAGAGGUGAGGAACUUAAUGGAGAAGAUGGUGAAGGAUAAUAAGCUGUUUCCUGAUCAGGUUACUUAUAAUACUUUAGUUCAUAUGCUUUCCAAGCAUGGCCAUGCAGAUGAGGCACUGGAGUUCUUAAGGGAAACUGAAGAAAGGGGUUUUCAGGUUGAUAAGGUUGGGUACAGUGCAAUAGUCAACUCAUUUUGUAUGCAAGGAAGGAUGGACCGGGCGAAGGAAAUUGUGAAUGAAAUGAUCACAAAAGGUUGCUCUCCUGAUGUUGUGACCUACACUGCUGUUGUUAAUGGACUUUGUAAGGUUGGGAAGGUAGAAGAAGCUAAAAAGAUGCUUCAGCAAAUGUACAAGCAUGGCUGCAAGCCAAAUACUGUAUCCUAUACAGCCCUGUUAAAUGGCCUUUGUCAACAUGGGAACUCAUUGGAGGCAAGGGAGAUGAUGAACAUGAGUGAGGAAGACUGGUGGACCCCUAAUGCUAUUACAUAUAGCGUCGUGAUGCAUGGGCUUCGAAGGGAGGGAAAGCUCUCCGAGGCCUGUGAUGUGGUGAGGGAGAUGCUUACAAAGGGGUUUUUCCCAACUCCCGUUGAAAUUAAUUUACUAAUUAAGUCACUCUGCUUGGAGCAGAAAAUGAACGAAGCAAAAAAGUUUAUGGAAGAGUGUCUGAACAGGGGGUGUGCGGUGAAUGCAGUAAAUUUUACUACCGUAAUUCAUGGAUUCUGCCAGAGUGAUAACAUAGAUACUGCUCUAUCCUUGCUGGAUGACAUGUAUCUGAACAACAAACAUCCUGAUGCAGUCACAUUUACCGCGAUAAUUGAUGCACUAGGAAAGAAAGGUAGAAUAGAGGAGGCUACUGUAUAUACAAUGAAGAUGCUUAAAAAGGGAUUAGAUCCUACACCUGUGACGUACAGAGCAGUCAUUCAUCAGUAUUGUAAAUUGGGUAGAGUGGAAGAAUUAAUAAAACUAUUAGGCAAAAUGCUUUCACGGAGUAAGUGUAGAACAGCAUAUAAUCAAGUUAUUGAGAAACUGUGUAAUUUUGGAAAUCCUGAGGCAGCUGAUAAAGUUGUUGGUUUGGUGUUGAGAACAGCCUCAAGAAUUGAUGCUAAUACAUGCCAUAUGCUAAUGGAGAGUUAUUUGAGCAAAGGGAUUCCUCUAUCAGCUUAUAAAGUAGCUUGUCGAAUGUUUGAUAGGAAUCUCAUUCCUGACUUGAAGUUGUGUGAAAAGUUGAGCAAGAAACUGGUCUUAGAAGGAAAACUGGAGGAGGCUGAUAAUCUUAUGUUACAAUUUGUUCAGCGUGGAAAUAUUUCACCAGAUAGUUCACAGCAUUUGAAAAGCUAAUGAGAACCACCUAUUUGCUUAUAACAUCUUCAAGGGAUAUUGGAAAUCUUGAAGAGCUUCAGUUUGGUGUUUGAAGAGAUAACUGGUAUUGAGAACAAAUACAUUACCAUGCAAUUCACAGAAGAGUUAGCACUUUGUAAAAUGUGCUUGGAGAAGUCGAUGAUCCCUCUUUGACUGCUCGGCGCCAUUGAAAAGCAAUACCUACUCUGGUUUUUUCUGUGUUUCGGGAACAAGUUAAAAUUGCGGUUAAUAUUUGCUGAUGGUAGCUGAGAGGUUGUGUUGACCUGUUCUGGAAAUGACCUUUUCAAAAUGCAAUGUUUCAGUUUGGUGGUCGAUAUUUCUUUUUACUCAGAUGGUUGAUCAUCAACUACUGUUUCCUCAAGUGUAAUUGAAUUUAGGUAUGCAUCAUUGCAGGAAGUAGCUUGUCCUUCUAUGUAAUGAUAGCAUAGAAUUCUGCAUGGCCAUGAAGCUAGCAAGCAAGUCUGGAAACAAGCUUAACAAUGCUCAUGAUGGAUACGUGAUUGGACACGCCGGCGACAUGUUUACAGAUGACAUGUUGAACAUGGUUCAAAUGCUCAAGCACUUGUUUGGAACAUGUGGGAUGAUGGGGAAGCCAGUUGGGAGGCUCAACAAAUCUUAUUUCUGGUUUCUUAACAAGUUAUUCUAUUAUCUUUAGAAGUCUUAAAUUUUAUUAAUUAUUGUUGAAUCUUGUUCUUAAUCCUUGUUAGAUGAGAAUAUAUUAUUAUUUCAUAAUUUGUGCAAAAGUUUAGAGAUACCUUUAAGGAUUAGGAGUCUAAAAGUCUUUUAGGUUUUAAAGAUUAGCCAACUCCCAUUGAAAUAGCUAGGCUUGUAGUAGUUUCUGUUCAGUGUUCAGAUUCAUUAAAAUAAAGAUCUCCUGCAUAUUGUUGCCUACA